GUAAAUCCGAAAUUAUUGGAGCCGGGACCGCGGCGCUCUCAUCGCGGCGUCGUGCGUCCGGCGGAGGUCCGCUUCAAGUUCAGGCAAAAGCGGCUCAGGAGGAGGCAGGAGGAGGCGGGAGGAGGUGGGAGGAGGCAGGAGGAGGAAGGAGGAGGCGCUCAGAGGAUGCGUCCCAUAGCGGCAUGCCCCCGGAUCGCCAAACAAAAGAGAGGAGAAAGAAAAGUGUCCGGAUUCUCUUUCAGCACUGGACAGCUCCAACGCAUUUCAGCACUAGACAGCUCCCACCCACCCACCCCCCAACCCCCCGGAUCUUCAGAGGGCCGUCACAGAGCGCACGUAGAAGUCCCCGAGAACCCAGCAGCAGCCUGCAGGGAAAGGGCUGCACACUCUCAAAAACCGCGCAGGGAACCAGAAUUAAGCGCUUCAAGCGAGGGGAUCGAAGAAGAGGAGAGAGGAAGGGAGAGAUUGAGAUCUUCAGCAGACUGCGUCCAGCAUCUCGCCAACUGGAGGACGAUGUCUAGUAAAGCGACUUUAGCAUUACUCAUCUAUGGGAUCAUAAUGCAUUACAGCGUCCACUGCUCACCUGUGGGGCUUAGCUUUCCAAGUCUUAGUGGGGUUUAUGACGAGGAUGGCAAUACUUUACCCUCCCUGGAUUUUGACGGGGACCAGAUGGAGGUGAGGAGCCCCCAGUCGAUGGCGGACGACGUCUUCAGUUUGUUCUACCCACCGGAGAAAAGAACGGAAAGGCAUGCAGACGGCAUGUUUAAUAAAGCCUACAGGAAAGCGCUGGGUCAGUUAUCAGCAAGGAAAUACCUUCAUUCUCUGAUGGCAAAGCGUGUAGGGGGCGGGAAAACGUUGGACAACAGCUCGGAGACCCUGUCCAAGCGCCACUCGGACGGGAUCUUCACGGACAGCUACAGCCGCUACCGGAAGCAAAUGGCCGUCAAGAAAUACCUGGCGGCGGUCCUGGGGAAAAGGUAUAGACAGAGAAUUAGAAACAAAGGACGGCGGCAGGCCUAUUUGUAGCAUCCUCCACUCCCCCCCCCCCCCCCCUCCCCCCUCAACCCCCAAAAAAGAAAAAAAAAUGUGUGUGCAGCCCCCAGAUGAAGUCAUUUCGAGAUCUGACCAAUCAGUGGAUUGCUUUUGUGUUCUCACACAUGUAUUUCUGUAAGCGUUAGCCAUCCGGUUCAUAUUUUUUGAUAACAGUAUUGUUUUUUUUGGUGUUUUUUUUUUGUACUUAAAGCACUUGAGGAUGCACAUAUCAUCUUUGUGGACCGACAUUUUGAUUCAGUUUUUUCAUUAUUCGGUAGACGUCGCCUCUCUUUACGCAUUUAAUUUAAUCUUUUCUUUGAAGGCUUUAUUGAGAUGUUUGAGAAUGUGAUCUGCUUCAAAGAACCCUGUCUUUUAAACAUUUAAUGAAGGGGUAUAAUUGAGAAAGGAAAUAAAUAGUUUAAAAGACAAUCAAUGCAUUAAAAUGCUGCUUUUUUUGUAAAAGUGAUAUUAAGAGUUUAGUUGUCUUUAUUCACAACAGCCUGGAAGACUUAGGUUUUCACCAAAUCCUCCAAGAGAUAAACUUUGACGCCCUCCCGGACGGGGAAGAGUUUGAAGCUUUUUUGGGAGACUGGCUGAAACAGUUUUCUCCCGAAUUUGGG
Molecule: messenger RNA, 1652 nt
Organism: Menidia menidia (Atlantic silverside)
Lineage: Eukaryota; Metazoa; Chordata; Actinopteri; Atheriniformes; Atherinopsidae
Source: the annotation of a GenBank genome assembly